UUUCAGAUUUGGAAUAUGGAUUCGGUUUGAUUGUGUAGAAUUCAUCGUUUAAAUACUUAGUUUUAACAAGUUUUUAAAGCUAAAGCAUGAGCACUGAGCCAUGCCAAUCUGGAGCUACUACCGAAAAUGUCAACGCAAAUGCUAAAACUGUGAAGCUCAAUCCGUCACCCAUAUAUUUAUUUGGCUGGGGAAUUUUUCAACCAAGAUGCUUACAGCAAGUAAUGAACAAUGCAAAAGCUUUUCUUGUGUUGCUUACUCUCGCAAAUACCAUNCAGGGUGUCAUCAUAAAUGGACNNCUAAAGCUUAGCAUCACUUCAAUAGAAAGAAGAUUCAACUUGUUAAGUUCCGAAUCCGGUUUAAUUGUCAGUGGUUACGACAUCGCUGGCUGCUUAACUCUUCUACCCAUCAGUUACCUUGGUGGAAAAGGUCAUAAGCCAAGAUGGAUUGGUAUUGGAUUAAUACUCACAAGUCUUGGUUCAUUGGUUCUUGCCUUGCCACAUUUCCUUACAGGUCCUUAUGAAUACAAGGAAGGAAUUCCUGCAAGCUGGCUCAAUGACAGUGAAAAUAAUACCACACGAAUUACGAUGUGCCAUGCGGAUUAUGUGCCUUCAAAUAAAGAAGAUUAUGCAAAUCCAAUAAAAGAUGAAUGUGAAAUGAGACAAAGAAUACUUGGACCUUAUUUCUCUAUAAACCAAAUGAAAUACGUCUUUUUAUUUGGACAACUUUUAUCCGGCAUUGGUUGUACACCACUGGCAGUUCUUGCUGUUACAUUCAUAGAUGAAAGUGUGGAUCCACAAGUCUACCCAGUGUAUAUAGGCAUUUAUUACAUGGGGUCUCUCAUUGGUCCAGCAUGUGGUUUCAUACUUGGUGGUCAAUUACUCAAGAUAUUUACGGAAAUUGGAGUGACGCCAGAUGACAUAGUCCCAGAAAGCCCCCAGUGGGUUGGGGCUUGGUGGUUGGGGUUUGUGAUCAGUGCGGUGAUCCUAUUCAUCAUUGCAAUCCCAGUUCUUGGUUUCCCCAGAAAGUUACCAAGCACUUUAACUCGAAAAUCAACCAUGAUAAAUAUCAAGGGUAUUUACUCAAGUCAGUCUGAGGGGAUUCUAUCAACAUUGGGAGGGAAUGCAAAGUCCACAACUUCUGCAAAUGAUGAUGAACCAUACUGCCAACUCAGUAAGUUGUUUUUUUUGUAG
Messenger RNA from Ciona intestinalis (vase tunicate), 1190 nucleotides. The record is from RefSeq and is a predicted model, not a curated record. NCBI's taxonomy places the organism in Eukaryota, Metazoa, Chordata, Ascidiacea, Phlebobranchia, Cionidae.